GUAAUUUCCGGUUGUCGGGCAGGGGUUGGGCUUGUGCCUGUGCCUGCGCCGAAAAAAAGGAAGGGGAUAUUUUUUGCGGUCGUUGCAGGUUUUUGCUCUUGUAGAAACCGGCUAUAUUGAAGCUAAAAUGGGAACUAGAGAUGAUGAGUACGAUUACCUCUUUAAAGUUGUGUUGAUUGGAGACUCUGGGGUUGGAAAGAGCAAUCUCCUAUCGAGAUUCACACGUAACGAGUUUAAUCUGGAGAGUAAGAGCACCAUUGGAGUGGAGUUUGCCACCAGGAGUAUCCAGGUAGAUGGAAAGACAAUUAAAGCACAGAUCUGGGACACGGCAGGACAGGAGCGAUACCGUGCCAUCACUUCAGCGUACUACCGUGGGGCUGUUGGCGCUCUGCUUGUUUACGAUAUUGCCAAACAUCUAACCUAUGAGAAUGUCGAGCGGUGGCUGAAGGAGUUGCGUGAUCAUGCUGAUAACAACAUAGUCAUCAUGCUGGUCGGAAACAAGAGUGACCUCCGUCAUCUGAGAGCUGUUCCAACAGAUGAGGCGCGGGCCUUCGCUGAAAAGAACAAUCUAUCAUUUAUCGAAACAUCUGCACUGGAUUCAACGAAUGUAGAAGAAGCAUUUAAAAACAUUCUUACAGAAAUUUACCGCAUAGUUUCGCAGAAGCAGAUUUCAGAUCGAUCGGCUCAUGACGAAUCACCUGGUAACAAUGUGGUAGACAUCAGUGUACCCCCAACAACUGAUGGGCAGAAAUCUAAUAAACUGCAGUGUUGCCAGAACAUGUGACCUGCUUCAGCAAACCCUCUGAUUCCUACUUCUGCCUGUGCAUUGUAGUGUGUUGUGAAUGCUUCUGUCCAAUGUCUGUGAUUAAUGAAAUCCUUUCUAAUGAGUUGUAGCAGUAGAGCUGAUAUUCAUUUCUGCAUUUGGGACAUCCCUUUUAAUGUGACUACAUUGCAUGUGUCUCUCUACUCUUCCUUCUUUACCUAUAAUUAUGAACACUCAAGACUAAGUCGAGCAAUACUUUAUGUACAUAACUUUUUUUUUUAAAAGACAAAGACACAUACCCUUUCUGCAUCUUUCAAAUGAGUUUGAACUUGUGUGUAUUUAUGCUUCUGUCAUUGAGGGUUCCUGUAUGAAAAAGUCAAGAUCCCACCAUAUUUAAACUGUGGAACAUCUUUUUAUAAUGCUACUGAGGCCUUUAUAUCCUGUCAUAAGUAUUUAUAUCUUGUGCUUUGAAGUCUUUUCAAAAGAAAACCAUAUUUUUCCCUUUCCAUUCAGCUACCAUUAGUGAAAUCUAUCAAUUAUAACUAUUUAAUUGUAGCAUAUUUGCUGCAUCUUAAUGUAGAUACAAAACCUGCAGUGCUGCUUUGCGUUGACUAGUUAGCAGCUUAGUGCAUUAAAAGCUGACACAUUCCUGAAGCAUGUAAAUAUCCACACUAAGUGUCAGCAGUACUACCUUCACUUGGGGAAAACCUGUUAAGUGGGAUUGAAAAGAGAAUAUGCAGCUUGUGGGAAAGAAAGGGCAGUUCUUCAGUUGGAUUCAGACAGAUUUUUUUUUAAAAAUCGUGCAUUUUUUUUUGUACAGAUUAUUUUAUUCAGAGUCUGUCUUCAAUUCCACCUAAGCAGGGAAAUGACUAUAGCAAACCCCUUGCCAAUGGUUUGGAAUCAGAAUCUCAUUGCCUAUUUCUGACCUGAAGAGUUUCAUGAAGGGGGACUAACUUUUGCUUACUGUUCAACACUGGGUUGUUAAAUCAAGAAAUGUAAUGGUAUCCAUCCAAUUCUCACCUCACCUUUUUCCCACGCCCAGCCACCUAAAAAAAAGUUUUGCCUGUGGCUGACACACUGGAACAAUAGCUCUGUUAAAAUGAUUUGGAGCACGCUAUCUGUUAUUUCCUUGUCACUAAUGGUUCUUCUAUUCCAUGAAGUGCAAUCCAUUUUGUAAAUAUGUAUUGUCACUUGAUUGUGCAUGGUUAUUAUAUCUGGUGGAUAAACUUGUUGCCAAACCUUUUUCUGUGCAAUUCCUUCUUCUGCUGUACCACUAACAUUAGAUGGUAUAACUUAAAUCCAAUUUGUCAUUGAAGCUAAGGUGACUUAAUAUACGCUCUGCUUAAAAACUGAAAUUCUCCACACAGGGCACAUCCUUUUCACAUAUGAACUUCUUUCAACUUCUGCAAGAAAUUGCUUUUCAUUGAAUCUCUACAUCCAAAGUGCUUAUGUUCUGGUUAUUUACUUUGCAAUAAAAAAAAACUUGUGGUUGC
Molecule: messenger RNA, 2256 nt
Organism: Carcharodon carcharias (great white shark)
Lineage: Eukaryota; Metazoa; Chordata; Chondrichthyes; Lamniformes; Lamnidae
Product: ras-related protein Rab-11B
Exons: 5
Coding region: 128-784 (218 amino acids)
Biological process (GO): constitutive secretory pathway; regulated exocytosis
Cellular component (GO): recycling endosome
Molecular function (GO): GTPase activity; GTP binding
Source: RefSeq, a predicted model, not a curated record